Molecule: messenger RNA, 6354 nt
Organism: Ophidiomyces ophidiicola
Lineage: Eukaryota; Fungi; Ascomycota; Eurotiomycetes; Onygenales; Onygenaceae
Gene: CCH1
Product: calcium channel protein
Exons: 6
Coding region: 1-6354 (2117 amino acids)
Biological process (GO): calcium ion import across plasma membrane
Cellular component (GO): voltage-gated calcium channel complex; membrane
Molecular function (GO): calcium ion binding; high voltage-gated calcium channel activity
Source: RefSeq, a predicted model, not a curated record
AUGGCCUCAUCGGGCGGCGGUAAUCGCGAACCUAAUAGUGAUAACCAGCCUAUCCCACUAAGAGACCUGUCACGUCCUCCCGGCGCAGCGGCCACCCACCAUACCGGAGAUGGUCUACAAAGGUCUGAUGAUGCCCAGGGCCAUAUAAGACGCUCGCUACUUAGUGGCAGGUCCUUUCCUCGGAGAUAUGAACGCCUCGCAGAGGAUUCGCCGGGCCAGGCGCCUGCAGACAGCUCUGAUGGAUUCCAGACAAUUAGUUUGUCACAAGAUGCCAAUUCAAGCGGUGGAGGGCUUCCUCGGACCCCCGAGAGAGGACCUAAUUUGCAUAUACCAUACGUCCCGCGCGAACAGAGCCCUCAUGUCCAUUCACGACUGGACAACAUUGGAGGCCAUAAUUACGGAUAUUCUGAGUCGGAUAAUUUAGCUUCCCUCUCGCAGAUGGAAACCGAGUAUUUCAACGAGAAUGUGUCGUCGCCAGUGGACGCUAGUGAAAGUGAUAGGACCCCUUUGACUGACCGAAGAUAUCUACAACCGAUAAGUGGCGCUACAGAGCCCCCUACCAACCGGAAAAAGAGCUUUAGUAGCCACAGUGGUCAGAGUGUGCGAUUUGCAGAUGCCCCUUCCGGUCGUCACCUUGGAGAUGAUUUACCCCACCUGGAGGGUGGGCUGGGCAGGAGAAAUAGCAGCUUUGAUAGCCCACCAAGGUCGUCACGCCCAAGUUCCCAUCGAUCGAGACGCUUGUCUCCCGCCAGUUCCAGCUCAGCUCUAUCCCGUGCGGGCUCUAUGAUGAGAAUUAUGUCCCAACGCGUUGUAAACCUAAGUAAUGAGCCUGAAUUGGUCGAGCAGUCAUUGAGAAGAAAAUCAUCGCUUAAAACUGCGCGUUUGGAAGGACCGCCCUCUUUACCAGCCAUGACGGACUAUGCGCACGAUAGAACGGAUGGUUCGUGGAAGACUCAAGAAAAUACACCCGAAAAGCGGCCUUCAGUACACCACGAAAGCAGUCCGGUCCCAAUCAACCCACUAAAAGGGAAAGCCUUAGGGAUCUUUUCAUCCGGAAAUAAACUACGCAAGAUAUUAUGUGAAAUAUUAAUCCAUCCUGCCACGGAGCCGACAAUUCUUAUUCUUAUCAUCAUUCAGACAGUUCUUCUUGCAGUCGAGUCGUCGUUUCAGGCCGACAACAAGACCGGAAAAUGGGGAGACACUGCAUUUGAUUAUGCCUUCUUAGUUAUCUUCGUCAUUUAUACCUUUGAGUUAGCCGCCAGAAUAAUUGUGUCCGGCCUCAUCAUUAAUCCCCAAGAAUACAGCACUUUGGAUCGUUCAAAUGGCCUUCGAAAUGCCCUUGUUAUCAAAGGGAGAGAGCUCUUUAUGCCCCAUAGACAUCUGUCAACUAAAAAGACAAAUCCAUUGGAUAGCCAAAUGUCCGUAUUACGGUCUUUUACAAGCAUUCAACCCCAAACUAAUGAUGGCGAUGAGGCAGCCCGACAGCGUGCAAGACUUGCCCGACGAGCAUUUUUACGUCAUUCUUUUAACAGGCUUGAUUUCCUCGCUGUAAUCUCAUAUUGGAUAUCCUUUGUUCUUUCUCUGAUGGCAGUUGAGUCGAGCCGGCAUAUAUUCCUAUUUCGAAUGCUUAGUAGUCUCCGAAUCUUGCGUUUACUUGCUCUAACAAAUGGCACCACGGUUAUCCUUCGAAGUCUUAAAAAAGCCGCGCCGUUACUUGUUAAUGUCGCCUUCUUUAUCGGUUUCUUUUGGCUGCUUUUCGCCAUCAUCGGUGUUCAAAGCUUCAAAUCUAGCCUCCAGCGGUCCUGCGUUUGGGUAGACCCAGAAAACGUACGGAAUUUUACCAUGAAUAACGCUCCUGAUGGUAUUCAAUUCUGCGGGGGACAUCUAGACAAUACCACCGGUGUUGCUAAACCUUGGGUUCUAUCAAAUGGGGUUCCAGGCGCAACAAAACCGAAGGGUUACUUGUGUCCUCAAGGCUCACUUUGUGUAGAAGGAACCAAUCCCUACGGUGGAACCAUUAGUUUCGAUAACGUGGCCCAUUCUCUCGAGCUUGUGUUUGUCGUUAUGAGCUCGAAUACCUUCACUGAUCUCCUUUACUACACCACUGACAGUGACUAUCUUGUUGCCUCUGUCUUUUUCAUUGCAAGCUUUGUUGUUUUGAGUUUAUGGCUUGUCAAUCUGUUGAUCGCCGUUAUAACAUCCUCCUUCCAAGUCAUCCGAGAAGAGAGCAAAAGAAGCGCAUUCACCGCCGAUAAUAUAGAUGUUAUCCCACCCGAAGAAGAGACCCCAAAGCGCGUUAGCACUUUGAAACGCGUAUACUCCAAAACGUAUUGGCUCUGGAUAUCGUUGAUAGUCUUGGAUUUGAUUGUCCAGGGAAUGAGAAGCUCAUCGACGGGAUCUGGGGUCCGCUACUUAAUUAAUUCGAUAGAACUUGCAGUGACGGUUAUUCUCGUGUUUGAAAUACUUUUCCGAUUUGCAGCAGAUUGGAGAAAUUUUUUCAAAAAUAUUCAGAACUGGUUUGACCUUAUGUUGGCUGUCGCAACAGCAAUAAUUCAGCUACCAUUCAUUCACAACUCCGACAAUACUUAUGCCGCCCUAUCUAUUUUCCAGAUUUUGAGGAUCUAUCGCGUGAUUCUCGCCUUCUCCCUGACUAGGUCCCUUAUCAUGACAGUUUUUGGUAAUGUCGUCGGAUUAUUGAACUUAAUCCUCUUCGUGUUUCUUAUCACCUUUCUAACAGCUAUUUUCGCGGUUCGCCUUUUCCGUGACGUGAUCCCAAGAAAGACCGAUGACGGCGAAAUAGUCCGGGUAUCCUUUUUUAAUAUUUAUAAUUCAUUUUUAGGAAUGUAUCAGAUCCUGUCGAGCGAGAACUGGACAUCGAUUCUGUAUAAUUCCACGGCUUCGAGUGCGCCAUGGAAAACUGCGUGGAUAUCCGCAUCUUUUUUUAUAAUGUGGUUUAUUCUGGCCAAUUUUGUUGUGCUGAAUAUGUUUAUUGCGGUCAUUCAAGAGAGCUUUGACGUUUCAGAAGAUGAAAAACGACUUCAUCAAGUAAAAGCUUUUUUACAGCAGAAGCAACUCAAUGCUUCUUCCUCAGGAAACCCUGCACUUUCGUCUAUUUUCAGGUUUGGCCGUAAUGAGCAGAGGUAUCGCGACCCCCUUGACCAUGGACCAGCCGCCCUUGAGAUGCUUCUUAAAGAUGCCGUUGUUCAUGAGUUUCUUGAUGAACCAGUUCCAUUACGACAAACAGAAAGCCAGGCUCCGGAUUUAUCCUCAGAGCCCGCCCAGCCUGGACGUUUUGCAACAUUCUUUAGCAAACUGAAAAGCCGAAUCAUGAACCGUGAACCCAAUCCUUUCUACUCAAAGCUAAAAAUCUCAAGAGAUUAUGAUGAGUUAGAUCCUACCGCAAUGGCCAAGGAAGUGCUAUCCGCAUCUGAGCAAAGGAAACAGGCCCAGCGAAAGUACUUGCAAAGAUAUCCAAGAUAUAACGUUUCGCUAUUUCUUUUUCAGCCUACUAAUCCCAUCCGUCGCCUUUGUCAACGGAUGGUCGGCCCAGGGCGUGGUAACACUCGCAUUGAAGGCGUUGACCCUUACAAACCCGUGUGGUAUACAUUUUCAGCGUUUAUCUAUGCUGCUAUCGUUGCCAUGGUUCUGAUAGCAUGCAUUGCCACCCCCUUGUACCAACGGGCGUAUUUCCAGAGAAACCAUUUUGCGGUCACGAGCUGGUUUGUCUGGACCGAUAUUGGGUUCGCUAUUCUUUUCUCUGUUGAAACACUUAUCAAGGUCAUCGCAGACGGCUUCUUCUGGACUCCGAAUGCUUAUUUUCGGGGCUCAUGGGGGUUUAUCGACGGCGUUGUUCUAGUCACCCUUUGGAUAAAUGUUAUCGCUUCAUUGUCCAGGAAUGGGGAUGUUUCUCGUGUUGUCGGGGCUUUUCGAGCCUUGAGGGCAUUACGGCUGCUUAAUGUCAGUGAUAGUGCGAGAGAAACAUUCCACUCUGUCAUCAUCAUAGGCGGCUGGAAAGUUAUUUCAGCUGCAUUUGUCUCUAUGGGAUUUCUGGUACCAUUUGCUAUAUACGGCUUAAACCUCUUCAAUGGUAAGAUGAAAAAGUGCAACGAUGAUGAUUUUGGUUACGACUCUCUUAGCCAUUGUGUUGGAGAAUACACUGCUUCGCCAUUUGCCUGGAAGGUAUUAGCUCCCCGAUCGGUCGACAACCCGUUCUACAGCUUUGAUACAUUCGGGGACUCAUUGUUUAUUCUCUUCCAAAUCGUCUCUCAAGAAGGCUGGACGGAUGUAUUAUGGAGUGCUAUGAGCAUCACUGGUGUCGGACGGCAACCAAAACCCCUCACUUCUCAGGCCAACGGGCUGUUCUUUGUCGUUUUCAACCUUUUGGGCGCUGUCUUCGUGCUUACACUUUUUGUCUCCGUCUUUAUGCGAAACUACACAGAGCAGACUGGCGUGGCAUUUUUGACCGCUGAACAGCGAUCGUGGCUUGAGCUACGAAAAUUAUUAAGACAGAUAUCUCCAUCCAAAAGGUCUGUGGAUAAGAAAAGCAGCAAAUUUAAGGCAUGGUCUUACAGGAUAGCUGUUAAAAAGCAUGGCGCCUGGGCCAGGACAAUCACUACCCUUCUCCUCAUUCAUUUAUUCUUGCUGGUUUUGGAGUUCUAUCCCUCAAAGCUGUGGUGGGAUAAGACAAGAGAUGCUCUCUUCUUCGUUUUGACUUUAUUUUACAUCGCUAAUAUUGUCAUCCGCCUUGUUGGGCUGACUUGGCCUCGGUUUCGCCGGAGUUCCUGGGAUCUGUAUUCAGUGGCUGCGGUGUCAGGCACUUUUGUCACUACUCUGCUCUCCAUCAUCGGUCAUGAAAACCGUGCUUUUAUGCAGCUACAUAAACUUUUCCUGGUUUCCAUAACGCUUAUGAUUAUUCCGCGAAACAACCAGCUUGACCAGUUGUUCAAGACUGCCGCAGCAAGUUUGACAUCAAUUUUCAACUUACUAACUACCUGGUUCGUUUUAUUUCUUGUCUAUGCGAUUGCCUUGACGCAGAUAUUCGGACUUACGAAAUUUGGCGAGGGCGAGAAUAAUAAUAUCAAUUUCAGAACCGUCCCCAAAGCACUGAUUCUUCUAUUCCGGAUGAGUUGUGGUGAGGGUUGGAAUCAACUCAUGGAAGAUUUUGCGACGAUGGAAUACCCUUACUGCACCGCGGCCACCGAAUUCUUCAAUAGUGAUUGUGGGAGCAAAGCCUGGGCCCGUACACUUUUUAUUUCUUGGAAUAUUCUUAGCAUGUACAUUUUUGUUUCUCUAUUUGUGUCCCUUAUUUUCGAGAGUUUUUCCUAUGUCUACCAGAGGAGUAGUGGUCUUUACGCCAUCAGCAGAGAGGAGAUUCGUCGGUAUAAAGAAGCAUGGGCGACGUUUGAUCCAGACGGGUCUGGAUACAUUUCAAAGGAGCAGUUUCCAAGACUUCUCGGGGAACUCUCUGGCGUAUUCGAAAUGCGAGUUUAUGACGGCGACUUUACUGUUGGGCAUAUACUUGAGCAAUGUAAUUUCAAUCGCCGCCACUCUCAGCAACCACGGGCCAAAUCGACGGAUUGUAUUGAUCUCAAGACACUGAACCGGGUGCUUCAGGGGCUGCCGGUCACGGAAAUUCGAAGGAGACGCGCCCGUCUGAACGCAUUCUACGAAGAGGUUCUCGUCUCCGCAGACCCCGAACGAGGGAUUUCUUUCACAUCUUGUCUUAUGAUUCUUGCUCAUUACAAUGUCAUUAACGACAGCAAGAGCUUAAGGCGAGUUUAUUUUCUCUGGAUUGCGCUUGAAGAAUUUCUGCGAAGACGCGCCCGGCUUCAACGUGUUGAUGAGGCAGUCCGUCGCAGCAUAGUGGUUGGGUUUUUCAACACCUUGUAUUGGUCUCGUCGGUUCCGCCGGCAUCAAGAGUUCAAGCAUAACUCCCGUCUUGUGGAGGUGCCGCAGUUCUCCGUACCGGAGAUCUACGUCGAGGACGAUGGUCCCGAAGAUGCAGUGUCCGAGGGCACACAGAGCCGGGCACCGUCUCCAUCGAUGCUAUCACCCACGAGCGACCGAUCGGGAACGUCGGAACGCAGCAGCCGUGGGCUUCGUGUCGAUACUACACAGUCCGCGGAGGAUCCGUUCUUUUCGCCCACCCAUUCAGAAUGGUCUCAAAUCGGGUCGCUGUCACCCCAUCGAACGACGCUGGGCGAUGGUGACCCAGGCCACACGGACGUUGCUGGCGGCCGGUCACGGGCCAACAGUUCCGUGAGUGUUCAAGGGGUGAUGGACUCGUUCGACAAUUCGGUCUGGGGUGAGAGUAUUCGGCGCAGUUUCACCCGGCGUCGAUCCCAGGGCGAAUGA